AUGGCCCCAACUGUUUCUUCGGCUCCUGUUGCUAUAGUGUCGUCCUCAGACACUCCUCUGGAAUUAAUCACUCAACUUGUGGAAGUGGAAAACGAUGAAAAUAACAACUUGAUUCAAAUCUUGGGUAUUCUUAGACCCUCCAACUCUUCUCAAACUUCCAUCACCUCCUUUAUCAGGGGUUUGUUUACCAAAAACAAAACCUUAUUAAAGCUCCUCGAUCAAUGUUCCAAAAGUCUUGAGGCCAUUAAUGAUCUUAAUGACGAGAAACAGGUUUUCAAGCACUUCAUCAAUGAAUUUCUCAUGUGGUUGAAUGACGACGUUUUGAUCCUAUUCAACAAAUUCAGAGCAUGUCUUGAGUCGCCAGAUUUGGCUAAGAGCUAUCCCAACGAUAGCAUUUACUUCAGUAAGCCUAUCAUGCAUCUUUCAAACUACAUCAAGUUCAUUGACAGUGCUGUCAAAAUCGUCAGAAAUCCAUAUAUUGUUGAGCAAUUGAAGAGCUACCGAGACGAAUGUGACAAAUGCCUCCAGGACUAUGUGGAAUACAGCGACAGUUCAAGGCUCGUGAAUAUAAACUUUAAUCAAGUGCAACUUUUCGGUGAUUCCAAUAACAUCAAGAAUUAUGCGGACAAUGUUUGCAGCUACUUCAAAGUCACCCAAAUUGUGGAGCGAUCAAAGAACACCCGUUUGGUGCUUGAGAACGCUCGUCAUAAGACGCACAUUGAAUUGUUGUUGGUGAACUUGAAUGGCUUAUCGUGUCAACCCUACAAUGCCUUAGCUUUGUUGUGCAUUUCACCCGAUAACUCUUCGAGAACAUUGAUGUUCCCACCAUUUCGGCUCAAUGAGCUUAGUUUGAGCUAUAGCAACUCUAACUGUCAGUUAAUCUUGAAGUCUAUCCGCUUCACAGCCAAAAAUAAUUCCAGACUGACUGAUAAACUUAUUAUCAAUUGCCCAGAUGAUGACUUCUUGGCCGAAUGGGUGAAAAAGUUAUCCACCAUAUUUCCACUUACUGACUCUCUGUCACCUAUCAACUCUUACUUUCAGAUGAAGUUGAAUGAGAGCCCUCAAAUUAAAAUGGCUGGUUUGGGUAUUGACAUGUUAUCGGACUCUUCUCAUAGUGAAGAAAGUGACACUGAAGGCUUACAUAAAAAGUCCACUCCAAAGUCAGACUCUUCACCUGACGCCCCACAAACCGCAUUCAAAGAAUUGAUUUCUUCUCCAUCAUUAUCUGCUCCUGUGCCUACUUUACAAGUGCCUAAGCAGUUAAGAUCUGUUUCAUGCUCUUCUCAGAGCUCUUCUAUUGUUGUGUUUAACCAGCCUGUGAUACCACCUUUCGUUAAACUGUCGGCUAAUUCGGCAGUCUCAUCUCCAACUGAUUCGUUUAGGUCAGUUGGUUCUUAUGAAUCUACUAAUUCUACUUCAAUCCCCAGACCUAAUUAUGACAGAAGUUUAUCUGCUCAAACAAAAGGUUUUAUUAUUCAGAACAAUUUGCAAGUUCAAAAUAUUCGUACUGGUGUACCAGUGACAAAUGAGCAACCUCAACAAAGACCGGUUUCUUCUUCUGCAGAAAUCCAAGUUGAAAGUGAAUACGAAAAGGAAAAUGUUGAUCCUGUAAAAUCAGAAGCUCAAGAUACAAAGAAAGAUAAAGCUUCUAGUAUCGACAUCUCUAACUUUGGUAAGAACCACAAUCCUUCAUUCAGUGUUCACAAAGGAUUAAACCAGAUGUUGGAAGAGAAUGAAAGGCCAAAAUCCAAAUUCUUCGACUUCUUCAAGAAAUCCAACAGAACCCCUAAUUUGGCUCAUCCUUCUGCUACUCCUAAAAUCGCUUCCAAUUCCAGAAAAUCCAAUUCGAACAUCCAUAAGUUGAACAUCAACACCCUGAUUCCAAUGGACUCAGACUCCGAUACCAUUCCAUUGUCUGCUGCUUCUGCUGUAUCAAAUGUCUCUACUGUUUCGCAAACUAAAUCCAGUGCUUCAUUGACUCAACAUGCAAACGGAUCAGGAACAGCAUUUGCAUUGCCAUCUUCAACUUCAACAUACUUCUUCAGACAAUACAAGGAUGCCAACUCCUCUACGAGAAAUGAGGAAGCAAUCAAGGAAGCUAGCUUGUCUGUCCCCCAAGAAUUGAAGAAUGUGAUCAAUGAUGAGAACUCUAUUGACUUCUACAUUUCACCUACUUCUCCAAAAGCUUUGAAAGUGUCAAAGUGGAAGGCUAAGUACGGAAAAUGGGAAAUGUUGACUUUGAAUGAAAAUGUUUUCAUCAAGAUUGUUGUUAACUACGAUCACCACAGCUCUUGGAUGAUCUUUUUCAAGGAAGAAUACGAUGCUGAAUAUGAAGAGGAAGUCGACAAGCCUAUUUUGCUUUUGGAGAUGAAUUCUGAGACUGACAUCAGCCAGUCUUCAGCUCUCGACGUUCAAAUUUCUGCCAAAAAUAGUAUCACAAAUGAAGUUCUUUUGGUAAUGGUUAGAUGUUCUACCAACAAUUUGGCUCAAGCUAUUGUCUCCAAUGUUAGUAACAUAAAAGGAGCUUUAGCACCAAAGAAGUUGAAACUGAAAGCUUCCUACGGAUCUUCCAUUGGCGGAUCAAAGCAAACUAUCGCUUCAUCUGUUAUGGAAAACAAUAGAGGUGUCACCAGCAAAUCGUCUACUGUCACCAGCUUUGACUCUUCUGUUCGUGGUGACGACAACAACAAAACCUAUGGCAAUUCCCAGUUAACUAGAGAUCUUUCUAUGGCUUCUAUUAGCUCAGAGGAUAUCACUAAUGCUGCAAUUAUGUCCAAUCCAGAGAAUGGCAGAUUACUUUUGCUUACUAACAUGAAGAUUAGAUUGCAAAAGCUGUUGGGAGGAUAUGAGCAGGUGAACAAUCCUUCAUCUUGGAAGAUUUUGUCCAUGUUCUCCUUGAGCAUAUAUGGUAUUUCCGAUACGUUCACCGACAAAAACUACUUCAGUAUUGUGUUGGAAAGAAAUGGGAAUCUCAAUGAAGAUGGCGAGGAAUAUAGUUGGUUGAUCUGUGAAGAUGAAGUGCUCGACAGGAUCGAGAGAAUUGGAAAAGCUGGUUUGUUGGUCAAAGUUUCUGAUGAUGACUUGUUCAUGAUUGAAUGUAAGGGUAAGAAAGAGCUAAAGCAGCUUUAUGAAGUGUUUUAA
Yamadazyma tenuis ATCC 10573 is the source of this 3141-nucleotide messenger RNA. The record is from RefSeq and is a predicted model, not a curated record. NCBI's taxonomy places the organism in Eukaryota, Fungi, Ascomycota, Pichiomycetes, Serinales, Debaryomycetaceae.